AUGUGGAAAACACUUCUCUUGGGGGCGAUUUUCCUUUGCUGUUAUCCAGUCAUUGAGGGCAAACCAAGGCAGAGUGGUAAAUAUGCGUUCAUUAGAUACUGUAAGAUCCUCACAGUUUCUUCUUAAUCGACUUCUUCGUUUUCAUAGGCUGCCCCAGAACAAAUAAGGUACGAUUCUGUGGCAAGACCUGCUCGACUGACGGAGAUUGCCGAGGAAAUAGAACAUGUUUAUGUGAUGGAGACUGUGGAAUGAUUUGCGUUAAAAACAGUGAGUGGAUAUGAUAUGAUUAUGCGAAGAUUUCUAGAAAUCAAACGAAAAAUUUAAAGCAAGGAUAUAUGAACAUGUCUUGUUUCAUGGCUGGACUUUAACGAGAUUACAUGGAAUAUAUUUCACGUAGGCGCUUUCUGAGAGAAGUACACACAUGUAGAAAUUAGAGUACUCUGUCUAGAGAACAUAUCUUUACGAUUAUACGACAUAUACAGAAUUAUCUAUUAUAAUUACGGAACUGUAAUGUAUUCAGAGAUAACAGCAAGAUUUCUCUCAAACAUCACAAAAAAACAAACAGGAAACACGACGAAGAUUACGUUUAAUACGUUUUAAUAUAAUCGUUUAAUUCAGUUUUCCAUUAUGCUAAGAGAGUAGUUCUAUGUGUUCUAAUCAAACGUGUCUAUCAACAAGGACUCUUGAUAAGACAUUAUUUUCCCCGUUUGCGUCACGCAAUUUGAUAACCAAGAUUUUUCGUGAUGAGCCAGCCACCGGCGUGACUCGACGAAAAUGACGUAGAAAUUCCUAUUACGUUUUAGGUGAGGCAUGAUAUCUUAAUCAACAGAUAACUACCCCACUUUUUGCCACCUGGAUACAGUUACCUAUACUUAGUUCUUGAGAUAAUUCUGUGGAUAUGUUAAAGGAAGAAUCACUGUAUAUGCUCUCAACGCUUUAUUCGAGGUGAGAUUACUAAGCUCGAUAGUUAACACUUGCAAGCCUUACUGAAUCAGGCCUACCCGCUCGUGUGAGAGCAUUGUUACCCCAGGGUUUAUAGCUGGGGUUUUACGGAUAGUGGCUGGUAAGAACUACGCCAUCAAACCUUCCAAUGGAAAAUGCACGUCGAGAAAAGAUGUAGGCUCCUGAUCAUAUAAUAAUUUUGUUCUUUGUAUCGUAUCAACGAAGUAAGAGGACGACGAAUGCCCAAAUUUCGAAUUUCCCUUUUUUUCUUGUAGACCUCAGAUGUGAAAAUUUACCUAAGGUAAAAAAUGGUCGUUCUAGCUUCAGCAACGGCAGCUACUUUCGCAGCGUGGUGACAUAUGAGUGUAAGAAAGGGUAUAGACUCCGCGGCUCGGUAGAACGAACUUGUAGAGCCACAGGAAAAUGGGACGGAGCGAAAGCGAGAUGCAGUAAGUAUUAUGCAUCAAAUUCAAUACAUGUUCCAACAAUUUAUCAAUCCGACCGUCCUUCCGAUUUUGUAGCCAUACACAUUUAAAUAGUUUACAAUUCUUUCUCAGGAUAGCCUUUUUUUUAUUUUUUAUAUUUUUUUUAUUUUUUCUCACGGCCCUGUCACAACUUUACAAUUUAUCCGUCCGUGCGUCCAUUUACUCACAUUUUAUGCGUUCGCUUAUCUUUGGCCUGUUCGUUGUUUAGUUCAGUCAUUCUUUGUCAUUUCUUAAGGUAAAAGUCGAUUAGCUAAUCUUUUCGCCAAAUGCUCGUUCAUUCACCGAAAGUCAUUUGGUACAGUAAACAAUUCAGUUCUUAAAUCACGGACAUAAAUAUUGGAUCAUUUCUUCGCUCUUGACAGGAACCUUGUGUCAGAAUCCAGGACAUAUCUCUUUUGGAAACAGACGAAUUGAACGUAUUAAGGGUGUGAAGUAUAUUCAUUUCUGGUGUUUUGAUGAAGACAUGUUUAAAAUGGUAGGAACUCCUCGAAUACGGUGCCAGGAAAACGGACAAUGGAGUGCUCCAAAGCCAAAAUGCAUUUAUUCACGUGAGUAGUUCAUUCGGGAUUCAUUCCUCAUACUUAACUAUGCUUGGUCGUCAAAUGAACCGCUGAAAUAAAUAAAUCGCGGUCGUUGGUGAGUUUAAAGAUCAAAUUAACUUUGAUUUACUAAAUUUUUUUUAUAAUUCGCAAGUCGCAAUCACGAUUCAUGCAAAUAUUUCGGUUUAGCGAAAAGACGGCUGAACAAUCUGAAGGUAUGCAGACGGAAAGAAGUAAAAUUUUUGCCUUUUGCUGUAAACGACAUGCUUAACCUCUCUAAUUUUUUCUUUCACUAGCUCCGUUUUGGUUUUUCCUUUCCCUGUUCUAUAAUUUGUUUCCAUGGUUUUUGUUUGAACGUCACUUUGCAAAUACUUUUGGUUGCGACUUUUAAGACAAUAGCCCCAUAUCCUGAAAACAAAUAAGUUUGAAUAUCUUUGAAAGAUAGCAUCAUGUGUUCUUAAAUUAUAAUUCUGUGUAGCUCCCUUAUGUGACAAGCCGAACAUCCCAGACGAAGCUGCUGUUAUCUACCCUCGGUCAAUGGAUAGGGAAUUCAAAUACGGUGACAGAGUGCUAUUGAAAUGCAAGGAAGGAUAUUUUAAGUCAGGACUUGGUGUUUACCAAUGUAAGAAAGGCAACAGGUGGAGUGGAGGCAUCACCUGCUCACGUGAGUUUAGUCUGUUUAGAGUUACAGUGCAUACUCAAUCUGUGCUGACUCGCCAAACUCAGUCACUGAGAUAUCUAAAAACAAACGCCAGAUCUUUGGGUCGUAACUGAGCGAUACACGAGUUAGGCGUUUUCACUUGGCACUGAUGCACAUGCAUGGUUUUAAGUGCAUUCCAGCUUAGAAAAACAAAUAACAAGGAAAAGAAAAGGAAAGAUCGACUCUCUUUUCUUUACACUAUAGAUAAAAAAAAAAAAGGUUACAAGAAAGACGGAAAAUUGUUGGUUUAGUUGUCCAUCUUUUCGUUGAACAGGGCUGUACUCUUUGGAAAUUUAACCUUCCUAAAGCGUUGAAAAAUUCCUAUAGUAAGAUCACGCUGGAUUUUUUUUCACAUUUUUGCUCCCUAGUAUUCUUCAUUUGAUUUCCCCCAGCGUUGUGUCUGUGGCAAAACCACCCAGCAAUUUAACUCAAAAUGGAUCUUGCUCAAAAUAAUAUUGCACAUCGUGAAAAAGAAACACACGGUUGUAUGAUUGAAAUCGAAAAUCAUUUACAGAAAUCAGUACUUGCCUAAGAUUUUUAUUAAUUUCAUCAGCUAAAAACUGUGGCCGCCCAAACGAUAUCCCUAACGGAAAGAUCAUAGGAUACGUAUAUUCCUUUAAAGAAAAGAUCAGAUACGAGUGCAAUGAAGGCUACAAUCUUAAAGGACCAUCUUAUAGAACAUGCCAGGCUAACGAGAAAUGGGGCGAUAAAGACCCUAUUUGUGAAGGUAAGAUAUUCGAUAAUAUAAAUAUUGAGAUCAUUUCGUACGUGUUUGUUAUUAGUCAUGUAAGUAUUACAGUUUUGUGUGGAAGAUAAAUUUUUUCAAAUUUACUAUUGCUUUCCCACAAAUUAAACACAGGCGAGAGCGAAGCAUGUGAACAUGGAUUUGAAAGUCACGUUUUGGAAUAGCGGAUCAACCACUAGUCCAUAGAGAAAAAUCUCACUGUGAACGUAGAUUCUACUUUGAAAUAAAUCUGAUUUUCGUUUCAUUUAUUUAAUUAAGGCAACAAGGAACGUGUAAAUUUUUAUGUUACAUUUUCUCGGAAAUCUCCUAAGAAUUAUUUUGUAGCUGCCUUAUACAUUUAUUAGUCUAGUGUUAGCAGUUAAACAGCAGUUUUAGGUGAGUGAAGAUUAGAAUAGUUUAUGGCAAUUGACGAAAGAGUCAUAGACUGUUUUAAACGCACGAGAAACGAAAUACGCAUUCAAAAAGAAAAAAAAAAUUUAGUAGGUAAAGAAAAAGUCUGCACUAAAGCCAAGAGGCCUGUUGGAGCUUAUCCCGCUUUCUAUUGUAUGAAGCGACUGGGAACAUUACUACUCCCGCUUGGAUGCAAUAUACCAGUUGAUCACAAGGUUACCCCCAAAAUUCGCCGAUGCUCAUUUAUAAUCCUGGGUAUGAGGAACAUUGUUAAAAGAAAAGUGUUUUGUCCAAAAACAUGCACAGCGGAGUCAAGGCCAUCGCGUCUCCCACAUUUAGAAAAUAACAUCUAAUAUUAUAUGUCAUUCUUGUUUGUUGUUGUUUUCUUUCGGAAGUUGUGGAUUGUGGCCCCUUACAAAAGCCAGAUCAUGGAGAUAUAAUAGAGCAAGUAGCGUUUACCUAUGGAAAUAGAAUAGUGUUCGACUGCGCAGAGACGGGUUAUGAGAUGAAAGGAUCAAGAGUAAGGACAUGCUUAAGUGAUGGAACAUGGAGUGGCUCUCUUACAACAUGCGAAGGUACGUAAGAGAAAAUUGAUCAGUUAAAGAAGUCACGUAUAGAAUAUUUCAAUAAUAGCAUUUGCUAUGCUACAGAAUUUUAACCUUACUAAAUGUAAAUAGAAACAAACUCAAGAAACAGUGAUAAAUAAAUUUAAACAGAAAAAAUGAAAAAGACUGUUUUCAUUGUUCGAAAGGCUUGAUGACUGAAAUUCUUAUGUGGCAGCCCAAAUCAUUUCAAUGUCGUACCAGAUAAAGUUUCACGGUUAAGAUGGCAUAUGUGCAAAAAGAUUUAGACCUCUCUGGAGCAAUUGCAAAGGAAAACAGCAAUCUGAUUUGGAGACGGAAAAAUUCAAGAUUCAAGUCAAGCGUUGGAAUGGGGUGCGUUAGCACACUGAUUGUAAACCUUUGUGAAGGAAAAGAAGAAUGCACUCAUAGACUUUUUCGAUUAAUGACAAUUUUAACAGAGUAACGAAAAAUCAAGAAGUACUAUACAACUUAAUGUUAGCUGUAGGCAUGAAAAGCUUUAACGCUUUAACCCGUGGGAGUAAACUGAAAUAAAAAUUAGUAAUAUAGAGAACACAAUUUUCCCAGUGAUUAAACCGACGCUGACCUAUAAAUAUCACAGUUCUUGUCCAGUUCUUGGAAAAUGUCUUUAUUGCUCACUGCCACAUGGUAACUAAUAAAAAGACAAUAAUUCCCAUUAAAAUGUAAGGCAAAGAGCAAUUUAAUGAUUGCCUUAAAGCUAAAAUUAGCAAUUCUUACAUGUUUGACUCCAUAGCACCAUGUGCUAGGCCCACCAUACCUGUGAAUGGCAAAAUAGUUGGAAAUAUCUUCAGUCAUGGAAAAUCUGUAAACUUUUACUGUGAUUCUGGCUAUAAAAGAGUUGGCGCCCGUUCGAUUAAAUGCGAUGAUGGUAAAUGGGAUAAGCCGUCUCCAGUCUGCAAAGGUUAGAAAUGUUGUUUUUUUCGCAACUUCAUGCAUUCACGUGCAUUCGUGAUGACUUAACCAACGUUCUCUUUAUGAUUAAUCAGGCAUUUGCUCAACACCGAGAGAUCCACAGAACGGAAAAUUGCAUCAGAAGGUGCCCCCAGAACGUUUCCUUGACGGAGAUGAAGCAAAAUUCUUUUGCAACAGCGGUUAUGACUUGAUUGGUAAAAAGAAACUUCGUUGUGUUGGAAAAGUGUGGGAUUCCAGCGAGCCUGAAUGUAAAGGUGAGUGUUCCAGCUCUUCUGAAAAAAGGUGCCCUUGAGAAAUAUUUUUGUUGUAAUGACUAGACUAGUGACCGCCUAAAUUAAUAGCUUUUUAGCUUUUCUUGCCCACUCAGUAGGCAAUGGUGGGACCUUAAACACAACUCGUGGGUAACAUUUUCCUGUAAUAAAAAAUAUCAGCUGGAGGGAAAAGGACAAAUACAAUGCAAAGAUGGCGUUUGGAGUGGUAACCGUCCUAAAUGUGUCGGUAAGAAAAUUCGAAUAAGAUGUUCCUUUGAGUUCUAAUUCAUAUGAAAAAGAAAUUCCGAGCGAUAUCAGUUGUUUUGUUUUUACGAAGAAAUUGUAUCUCUCUUUUAUCUUUUGGUCUUCUCCAAAGUGUGGUUAUAGCGUUGUACAUUGUAGAUGUAUCGUGACAGCCCCAUCCUGUGCUUGCUUUUAAAGUUCUUCUCCUUUCUUUUUUGAUCUUUGAAACCUUUUGUUUUUUCCCCUGCCUACUUUACUAAUACAGCCAUGUGUCCAGAUCCUGGUAAACCAUUGAAUGGCAAACGCUACGGCAACAAUUUCGAGAAAGGUAGCAUAAUAAAUUUUACGUGCAACACAGACCACGAGUUAAUAGGAAACAAUACUAUACGGUGUGAGGAUGGCGUUUGGAGCGGUAGUGUCCCUCUCUGUAAAGGUAUAGUGUUAUAUUAG
Pocillopora meandrina is the source of this 6259-nucleotide messenger RNA. The record is from the annotation of a GenBank genome assembly. NCBI's taxonomy places the organism in Eukaryota, Metazoa, Cnidaria, Anthozoa, Scleractinia, Pocilloporidae.